CAAUAACUUUCAGCUUUCGUAACUGAUGAUUACAAAUUUCCCAGAAAGUUAGUGACAAUCUACUGCCGCAGCUUGUCGACAACUUGCUGCGAAAAUUAAAGGCAACUUUCCGUCAACUAAUGGAACGGCCAAAUUUUGCCAUCAAUAUUCUCAGAAAAAGUUGCCAUCAACGUGUGGGAAUGACAACUUUUGCAGUCAUCUUGGCUAUCAGGGUUACUUUUGGGUUACGUAGUAUGAAUUUCCGGCAAGUAGCCAUUAUAACAUAUUGAGAUAAAAAACGCAUACGUUCAUUUCUUUGUGCAAAGUACAGUGGUACGUUUUAUAUUGUAGAUGUAAAUAACGAGUUGAAUUUUUUUUACUUGUAUUGAAAUUAUCUGAUGCAAUGGAAGAUUUUCGAAUUGUAAAAACAAAUUCUAUAAUUGAAGAACGGAAAGGUAUAUAUGAAUGGAAAAUAACUCAAUUUUUUUCAAUGAUGCGAUUUUCCACGAACAAGAAAUACAACAGCACAAUCCGAUCACCAGAUUUUUCUACUAAUAAUAAACAUGGUGAUAGUUCGUGGUGUUUACAAAUGAAUCUUAGUAAGAAUAAUGACAGUUAUGAGCAAUGGUUUUCAAUAACUUUGAUAUAUCAUGGUGGUCCGCAAAACUUAAGAGCCAAAUAUUCGAUAUGUAUUAUUGAUAGUGAAAAAAACAAACAAUGUGAACAAGAAGGAAGUGACAUUUUCGAGAAAAAUGUAGGGUAUAAUAUCCUGCCGUCUGUUAAGGUGGGGGAACUAUUUAAAGAUACAAAUAAAUUAGUACCUAGUGAUACAUUAACCGUAUCCUUUGAACUUACUGAAUUUAUUGUACGUUUUCACACUAUUCCACCCAUCACUAAACUUCGAUUAAUAAAAUCGAAAGAAAUUGUUGACGAUUUGGCAGCUCUUUUUCAUAGUAAAGACGACAAUGAUGUUGUUUUAGUUGUGGGUGAUAAAAAAAUUCCAGCUCACAAAACUUUACUAAUGAAUCAAAGUAAUGUAUUUCGUGAAAUGUUAUGCCACCAGAAAAACAACAAAAAUGAAGUAAAAAUUCUUGAUAUGAAUUCUGAUUUAUGUGAAAAACUAUUAGAAUUUAUUUACACGAACAAUGUGACUAAUGUUGAUGAAGUUGCUGGACGUUUAUACGAAGUGGCAGAUAAAUAUCAGUUACCAGCUCUUAAAAAGUUAUGCGAAGAAUCAUUCCGUAAGAACGUAAAUGUUGAAAAUGCCGUUCAAUAUCUUGUUUUACUUAACCGUCAUAAUGCUAACGAAGACUUCUUGAAUUAUAUAGCAGAUUUCAUUGCAAUCAAUUCAAAGAUAAUUACCGAAACUGAAGAAUAUAAAGCAUUACUAAACACUAAUCCAGCAUUAUUGUUAACUGUAACAACAAAAAUUUGCAAUCUUCGAAAAAAUAGAAAGAUCAACAUCUUGGAAAAUCAAUACUGCAACAUAAAAUGGAUGUUUUUAAUCUUAUUAUUAUCAGUUCUAAUCCUUAACUUUGGACUUAAUUUAAAUCUUUCUACUUUCUUUUCAUCAUUACUUUCAUUCUAAUAAUAAUUUACAAUAAUUAUUAUAUCAAUUAUAUCAAUGCACUUAAUAUUAUCUUUGCUAGAUCAUGCUCAAAAAAGAUUGUUCUAUAAAAAAAAAGGAUUAUUUUGUAUUCUUAAUUUUUCAAUAAAUACUCAUCCAUAAAAAAUAAAUCAUCACUACAGUUGAGUUUGAAUAGAGAACAAGUUCUUUGAUAUUUUCAUUUUUGCUUAUGAUGGAUGUGAAAAAAAAACAAGAACUGAUCCUCGUGUUACAUAAAUAUCUAUUGAUUUACAUCCGUUAUCAUUAAAAGAUUCAAAUUUUAUUAUGGAAUGAAAUCUAUAAUACUGAAAUUAGCCGACUACUAAAAUUUUUUGAUUUUUAUUUAAAAACUCAUUGAUUACAAACACUUAAUAAAGUAUAUAAUUGUAUCAAACUGAUAACCAUUUAGCCUCAUGAAAUA
Messenger RNA from Microplitis mediator, 2006 nucleotides. Its product is annotated as speckle-type POZ protein-like. Gene Ontology annotation, molecular function: ubiquitin protein ligase binding. NCBI's taxonomy places the organism in Eukaryota, Metazoa, Arthropoda, Insecta, Hymenoptera, Braconidae. Gene Ontology annotation, biological process: regulation of proteolysis; proteasome-mediated ubiquitin-dependent protein catabolic process. The transcript has 2 exons. The record is from RefSeq and is a predicted model, not a curated record. The coding region runs from base 383 to 1567 and encodes 394 amino acids. Gene Ontology annotation, cellular component: cytoplasm.